This is a messenger RNA of Punctularia strigosozonata HHB-11173 SS5, 264 nucleotides long. Its product is annotated as splicing factor 3B subunit 5. Lineage: Eukaryota; Fungi; Basidiomycota; Agaricomycetes; Corticiales; Punctulariaceae. Bases 1 to 264 code for a protein of 87 amino acids. Gene Ontology annotation, biological process: mRNA splicing, via spliceosome. The record is from RefSeq and is a predicted model, not a curated record. The transcript has 6 exons. Gene Ontology annotation, cellular component: precatalytic spliceosome; U2 snRNP.
AUGUCUUCGGAGCUACGAUACACGGCCAACACUCAACUUGAGCAUUUGCAUGCUCGCUACACAGGCACAGGACAUGCGGAUUUGACGAAGUGGGAGUGGCUCACCCACCAGCAUCGCGAUACACUGUCGUCCAUAGUCGGCCAUCCCACUUUGCUCUCGUACUUGGCUAUUGCUGAUGGGGAGGCGACCGGCCGUGUCAAGUUUGAGAUGACCGAGCGCAUGUUGCAACCGUGCGGUCCUCCACCUAAAAAGGACGAAGAUUAG